ACACGGCGAGUCGGCGACGCGGCCUGGAGACGGAAAAGGGAUCACGCACACCAAUUGUUAAGCAACAGGGUGAACAAGCUUCUAAAAUAAAAAGGAAAGGAAAAAAAAACAGAAAGAAAGCAAAACAGCGUGAAGAUAGCGUCACAUGUGAAAAACCGGAAGCUUAUUGCUUAAUUAAGCGGAUCGGAUCGGGAAAGCAGAGAUCGAGGGUCUACCGUCUCCCUCCGCGCCGCGUCCUCACGCACGAAUCCGCGCUCCGGCCGAGCCCUAGCCACCCCCCGCCCAUUCAUGGUGGGCGGGCCGUGAGUGAGAUCUCUAGGGAGGCUCGUGGUGGGCUUCGUCGGGGCGGGAGGGGAGGGGGAGGAGAUGGGCGGUCGGAACAGCGCCGCCGCGACGCCGGUGCUGCUCAACGUGUACGACCUCACGGCCGCGAACGAUUACCUCUACUGGCUCGGCUUCGGCGUCUUCCACUCCGGAAUCGAAGUUCAUGGCACGGAGUAUGGAUUUGGAGCCCAUGACUUCCCAUCCAGUGGCGUGUUUGAGGUGGAAUCAAAGACUUGCCCUGGUUUUGUCUAUAGAAGAACGGUGUGGCUAGGCACAACAGACAUGUCCCAGGAAGAAUUCCGCACGUUUAUUGAAAAACUUGCGGGGAAGUAUCAUGGGAACACAUAUCAUUUGAUAAGUAAGAACUGCAAUCAUUUCACGGAUGAUGUCUGUCAAAACUUAACUGGAAAACCCAUCCCUUCCUGGGUGAAUAGGCUUGCAAGAGUAGGUUCAGUUUUUGAUUGUCUUCUACCAGAAAGUGUUCAAGUUUCUCCUGUGGGUCGUGUCCCAACUCUUCGUCAAAAUUCUGAUGAUGAAUUGCAUUCAAUACAUUCACCUAUCAUUGAGGACAGUGACAAUGAUGAGGAUGAGGCGAAGCACCUGCUGCCAACUCCAGCCAAUGACAUGCAUUCUGUAGAUGUGCCACCAAAGCUAGCCAAAGAUCUCCUCUGAACUGCUCCAUGCUCAUAGGCAGGCACCUCCCAUACUGUAACUACAAGUGGUGUAGCUGUUGGUGCUAAAGGGAUUUUCUAGAUGGCUUGACGGCAGUACAGUCGAGCUUGCCACUGGUUGUAGCUAUACACAGAUGGAAUUGGCCAUCUUCGAAGAUGAAACUCUUAACUAUACUUGCUGUUUACCAGUUACCACCUGCUUUGCUGUCUUUGUACCGGCAGCAGCAGUUCAGGUGGUUGUCAUCCAUGGUAGAUUGGUAGCAGAUGUUACUGUGUCAUUUAGCAAAGCUGGAAAUUGCAAAUGGGUUCCCAGUAUCUAUUAGGACCAAUGAUGUAAAAUAUAGCCUUAGCGUGAUGCUUGCUGAGCCGAAACUGUGUAAUAAGUUAUCACACAGAACGGGGUUCACGUACAUGUCUACUGAGUAUUAACCUC
Molecule: messenger RNA, 1428 nt
Organism: Setaria italica (foxtail millet)
Lineage: Eukaryota; Viridiplantae; Streptophyta; Magnoliopsida; Poales; Poaceae
Product: deSI-like protein At4g17486
Exons: 4
Coding region: 367-996 (209 amino acids)
Biological process (GO): protein deubiquitination
Molecular function (GO): deubiquitinase activity
Source: RefSeq, a predicted model, not a curated record